GUUCCACAGUGUGUCGUGUGUGUGCGUGUUGUAAGUGUGUUUGAGCGUGUGAGAGAGUUUGUAUUGUGGUUGUAACCGUUCCCAGCUCGGAUACUGUCACCGCCUUGCACCGCAGGCAGGCACCGUGUUCCUACAUGCAAGUUCCCGUCGCGGUUCCACAAUCGUUGGCCAGCAAUGACCGAAAGCCCCGCGACCAAACCAGCCAACGGGGACGUGUGUCAGCGUGUCAAGAACGGACUGAAACCGGAGAAAAACGGCUUGCUGAAGAGCCUCCACCGCUGCCAUGAGCGGCAGCCCAAGCACCACUGCCACCCCGAGGAGGAGGAGGUCCAUGCGGCGUCACGUCACUGCAGCCUGUACAGCCGGCCCUUCAUCGAGUCUUUCGAGGAGACGCCCAUGCUGGUGGCGGUGCUCACCUACAUGGGCUACGGCAUCCUCACCAUCUUCGGCUACCUCCGCGACUUCCUCCGUCACUGGAAGAUCGAGAGGUGCCACAUCGCCAGGGAGAAGGAGGAGCAGAAGGACUUCGUGCCCCUCUACCAGGACUUUGAGAACUUUUACACCAGGAACCUCUACAUGCGUAUAAGAGACAACUGGAACAGGCCCAUAUGCAGCGUCCCGGGGGCCAAAGUGGACCUGAUGGAGCGAGCAUCCCAUGACUACAACUGGACUUUUGAGUACACAGGUCGGGUAGUGCAGGAUGUGAUUAACUUGGGCUCGUAUAAUUACCUCGGCUUCGCUGAGAACACCGGCCCGUGUGCUGAGUCUGCAGCCGAGGUCACCAUCAAGUACGGCGUCGGAGUUGCAAGCACCAGGCAGGAGAUUGGGAACCUGGACAGACAUGAGGAGAUGGAGAAACUGGUGGCUAGGUUCCUGGGCGUGGAGUCAGCCAUGGCGUUCGGGAUGGGGUUCGCAACCAACUCCAUGAACAUCCCAGCAUUGGUCGGCAAGGGCUGCCUGAUUCUGAGUGAUGAGCUGAACCAUGCCUCCCUGGUCCUGGGAGCCAGACUCUCCGGGUCCACCAUCAGAGUCUUCAAGCACAACAACAUGCAGAGUCUUGAGAAGCUGCUGAGAGAAGCCAUAGUUCACGGGCAGCCCAGGACUCACCGACCAUGGAAGAAGAUCCUCAUCGUGGUAGAGGGUAUUUACAGCAUGGAGGGCAGCGUAGUGCGCCUGCCAGAGGUGAUCGCCCUGAAGAAGCGCUACCGGGCCUACCUUUACCUCGACGAGGCCCACAGCAUAGGUGCCCUGGGAUCGAGGGGGAGAGGUGUGGUCGAUUACUUUGGGCUAGACCCCUGCGAUGUGGAUGUCAUGAUGGGCACAUUUACCAAGAGCUUCGGCUCUGCGGGGGGAUACAUCGCAGGGAAAAGGGAGCUUAUUGAGUACCUGCGCUCCCAUUCCCACAGUGCAGUCUACGCCACCUCCAUGUCUCCUCCUGUGGUGGAGCAAAUCAUCACUUCUAUGAAGUGCAUUAUGGGAGAGGAUGGCACAACGAUCGGCUGUGACCGUGUGCGACAGCUGGCGGAGAACACAGUCUAUUUCCGCAAGAGGCUUCGAGAAAUGGGCUUCAUCAUCUACGGCAACGAGGACUCACCUGUUGUACCCAUGAUGCUCUACAUGCCCGCCAAGAUAGGAGCGUUUGGCAGGGAGAUGCUGAAGAGGAACAUCGGGGUGGUGGUCGUGGGAUUUCCAGCUACACCCAUCAUCGAGUCCCGCGCACGCUUCUGCAUCUCAGCCGCCCACACGAAAGACAUGCUCGACAGGGCGCUGAGUGUCAUCAGUGAGGUAGGAGAUCUCCUUCAGCUCAAGUAUUCCCGACACAGAGUACAGCCGUCUUUGGCGCGGCCCUUUGACGAUAAUGUGUACGAGGACAUUGACGACUGAUGAACCCCUCCUCUCCCGAAGUGGCGUGAACCUAAACAACCCCAGAAAAUGCAGACCGGGUCGAGAUGGGUCACAAGUCUUCCACAAGGACUGAGACGUGCAUAGGUGCCCCUUGUCACUAGCUUGCCAUAAAAUAACCCCCCACAACAAAAGAAAAAACUACCAUCUGAUUCUACUUUGCCUUACCUAAACAUGCAGAAAUUGUGGUGAACACACUGAAAAGCAGCAUCUCUGCUUUUUUUCCUGUGUACUUUUAUUGCUUUUUGGAUAUUAUUUUGUGUCUAAGAAUUUUUUUUGUUAGUUGUGUGUGUGUAUGUCCGCAGUGCUUAUGGUAUCUGUCAUGUCAAGCCUUGUGGUUGUGUAUGUGAAGUGGACGAAUGUCUCAGAAAUUGCAAGCAUUCUUUUUUUUCAUAAUACGGAUCUGAAGUGAACUUUAUUUGGGUAAAAAUAACUUUGAAAUGUCAGUUAACAGAACAAGUCCAGUUCGUCCAUCCAGGAUCGUUCAGAUCAGUGAUUAGAGCAAUUGGCCAAAAGUAGAAAGCACUGGAUGUUGCACUUUUUGCACAGGACAACGUCAGUGACCAGAUUUCAUCCCCGUCCGCCUCAUUGUUUGCAAAAUAUCUUACAAACUGAAAUAGAUUUGAAGGAUUAUAUAUUUAAUAAUCCAGAUCUGGAAUCUCUGCAUUAGAUAAUUUAGAUUUUUCACUCCUAAACUUAACCCCAACAUCCACCUGGCAUUCUUCUAAGGCUUGCUUUUGAUGACAGUGUGCACUCUACAUGGCAGCUUCUAGUUUUGGUAAAGAUGGUUGUGUUCGUUAAAACAGGUUAAACAUUCCCCCAUUUCUUUUUAGGAAGUUAAGACCAGUCUCAAAAGCCCUGCUGAUGACGCCACGUGGCCGUACUGCGCCUUGAACCUGACUUGGCCACGCAUUCUUGAACCAACUGAAAUUUGAUCACAUUGCAUUGUUGUCUUUCCACCCUUGGUUCUUCUAGACAGGCUGAAAAUCUACAGUAGAACAGAGUGAAGCAUGGCACCUCCAUCAAAAGGGGUGGUGAUGUAGCACGACAAAAAGAAUGAGGAUACAGCCAGCAGGCAUUUAGCAUAGCAUAGCCUAAAGGGGAAUACGUCCAGCCUGUAGCUUCCUGUAAAACCACAAAUUGCUUUGAACCAAUUAAACACCUUUCCAUUUCCAGUCUUUAUGCUAAGCUAGGCUAAUAACCUGCUUGCUCUAGCUUCAUAGUUAUCAUACAGACAUCAGAGUUGUAUUGAUCUUAUCUAACUGUUCCUUUAAAUGCAGAUCAGUGGGGUGUUAAAUGUUUGCCACAGUAAGCCGAUUCACUUAGCAACGUUACAUGUCGCCGUCACUGGCAUCCGUCAGUGUAAUUGUGUGUUUUUCACUUAACCAGCUUGGUGUGCAUUUGAGUAGCUAUUGAAUCACACACAGCCUCAAAGAUUAAGUUUAACACAACUCUCAGAUCAUAAGGCCAAAGUUGUGACGGUCACAUUAGUCUUUUUUCUCGUAUUCAAAGGCCAGUAUCUGCCCAAUAUAAAAGCCGCUUUAUUGGUAUCAAAGCUCUAGUUAAAAGCUUAAGUCUCAAGGGUCAGUUUAGUCACUUCAGGAAGUGUAAAGACUUUAAGUUCUGUUUGAAUACUUAUAUCUCCAGGCCAGAAAGAACAUCUAAUCUAUAAGGACUUAAGUCGUCUGUAUGUGAUUCAGCACUGUUUGUAAUACCCUUAAUUUCCACCCUAUCUCUUGGGUGCUUAUUAGUAAAAAACCUCAUUGCUUCAUGUCAGAUAAUGUUUAAAAGCCUUGUAAAACAAAGUGCUAUCUCUGUGCUGUGACUCAAAAGUCAUUAAUAACUUUAAUCAGUGUGACUGGGGACGGGCUUGUGUGUUUGCUUGCAUGGUUUUGGGUAUUAAUGUGCGCGUUGCUGCACUUUUACCUUGCUUUACCUCCAUGUAAACGCCUCUUGAUCUCUUGGUUUAUCUUUCCACUGUGCUGCUGAACUUUGGGACAACACUGCUCCUAAAUGAAGGCAGCUGUAAAAUCCCACAUGCAUACAUUCACGCUUGCAUGUAUGCACACUGACAAGUAUUGUGAAACCACUCGUUCAUCAUAUUAAUGCAUGUACAGUAAGAAUUAGUCAUUGAAGCUGCUCUGCGCCACACCCAGUGGUGCUCAACGAUAUACACUGUUCUGCUAGAUGUGAUGUUUUUGAAUGUUGUCAGAAAAUUCCACUUCAUUCCAGAGAAAGUUAACAUAUCUGUCUGGGUUUUGGGGAGGUUCUUUCCCCCCCGUUCAUAUUAAUGUUUGUCUGUUACUGAAAAUGGGAGGUGUUUGUGUGAUUUAGUUCCGUACUGUAAAAAAAAACAUCUUAGAGCCUGAAUCUUGGAGUUACAAAUGAUUGUCCACGAGCUAAAAGCUCCGAGUUACAAUGUUACACAUAUAGAUA
This is a messenger RNA of Chelmon rostratus (copperband butterflyfish), 4338 nucleotides long. RefSeq names its product serine palmitoyltransferase 2-like. Gene Ontology annotation, cellular component: serine palmitoyltransferase complex. Gene Ontology annotation, molecular function: serine C-palmitoyltransferase activity; pyridoxal phosphate binding. The coding region runs from base 175 to 1884 and encodes 569 amino acids. NCBI's taxonomy places the organism in Eukaryota, Metazoa, Chordata, Actinopteri, Chaetodontiformes, Chaetodontidae. The record is from RefSeq and is a predicted model, not a curated record. The transcript has 12 exons. Gene Ontology annotation, biological process: sphingosine biosynthetic process; ceramide biosynthetic process.